Messenger RNA from Arachis ipaensis, 477 nucleotides. Lineage: Eukaryota; Viridiplantae; Streptophyta; Magnoliopsida; Fabales; Fabaceae. The record is from RefSeq and is a predicted model, not a curated record.
AUGGACAAUGAAGCACACAGCCCUGGUGUAAAUGAUAGCUUCCCAGAUGAGCAAUUGAUGAUGCUCCAAGAGGCUCCAUGGUUUGCAGACAUAGCCAAUUUCAAGGCCAUUGGAGAGUUACCUUCCAACAUCAAUAAGCACUUGAGAAGGAAGCUCAUCAAUGAUGCCAAGCAUUUUAUUUGGGUUGACCCUUACCUCUUCAAGAAGUGUGCUGAUGGACUGCUAAGAAGAUGCAUCUCUCAUGAGAAAGGACAAGAGGUUCUUUGGCAUUGCCAUGGAUCUACUUAUGGAGGGCACUUUAGUGGAGAAAGGACUGCAGCCAAGGUGUUGCAGUGUGGAUUCUUUUGGCCUACUAUAUUCAAAGAUGAAAAGGAGUUUGUGACAAGGGAUGAUGGCACAGUGGAUGCAGUGCCUCUCCAGGCUCACCCUCCUUCACCUCGUGUUGAUGCUGCCGAGAAGGCUUCGGAUCUUAGCUGA